Molecule: messenger RNA, 1026 nt
Organism: Nomia melanderi (Alkali bee)
Lineage: Eukaryota; Metazoa; Arthropoda; Insecta; Hymenoptera; Halictidae
Source: RefSeq, a predicted model, not a curated record
AUGCUGCUCGCCGGUUUGAUCGUUCGAAAUUCUGGCCUGUACAACAUCUACGAGGAUCUCGGCUUAGCUACCAUCUCCAAGAUUAGGACGUUCUGCUUGACGUUCAUUAUGAUACGCGCCGGAUUGCAGCUGUCGAUUACUAAUUUAAGGAAAUACUCGACGUUUCUGAUGAUCCUGGCGUUCAUUCCUAGCACGGUCGAAGUGCUCGUACUGGCUUUGUGCUGUAACACUAUGCUGGGGUAUCCUUGGAAUUGGUCGUUUAUGACCGGGACGAUACUCGCAUGCUUGUCGCCGGUGAUCACUUUCAACUGCAUCAUAGCCCUGGCCGAAAGAGGUUAUGGCGAGGACAAGGAUCUGGCCAGCAUCAUAUGCACCGCUGUCUGCAUCGAUGGUAUUCUGAUCGUGGCCCUGUUCGGUCUGUGCUACUCGUUCGUCUUUGGGAAUGACUGGCACGGUAGCUCCAGUGUUAAACAGUUAUUUUCCGAACCUCUUCGAUUCUUGCUGGCAACUAACGGAAGCUUUCCAGGUGGGGGCAGGAUCGAGUUUUGGUUCUACGUACGGGUUGUUCUCAGGGACUUCGUGCUGAGCAUCGUAGCGGGAGUUGUCCUGGGAGUGUGCUUCAUCUUCUUCCCCCACCGUAGUCACGCACGCAGCGUUGCUACUUAUUUUACGACGUAUUGGACUCCGUUUACGGUAAAGGAACGAUUGUUCGUGGUCGUAUCUUGGUUGCCGAAGGGCACUCUGCAGGCGGCUCUAGGACCUUUGGCGUACGAACACGUGCAAAACAAGCCGGAUGUUGAGAAGGUUCAAUUGGCUUUGGAUGUCGUGAGAAUAUCCGUGAUUACUAUCUUGUUCCUGGCGCCAAUCGGUGCGUUCGUCAUUACUUUCAGCGGGCCGAUCCUACUUAACCAGAUAAACGUCGAAGAACAUCCAAUGAACCCUAAAUUGAACUAUUUGAGGAGGCUCAGUCUUCAACCUCCUCAAGAAAGCCAACGAUCAAAGAUAAUUGUGCCCGAACAAGUCUAA